This is a messenger RNA of Diabrotica virgifera virgifera (western corn rootworm), 807 nucleotides long. RefSeq lists its product as uncharacterized. The record is from RefSeq and is a predicted model, not a curated record. The transcript is spliced from 2 exons. Bases 44 to 682 code for a protein of 212 amino acids. Lineage: Eukaryota; Metazoa; Arthropoda; Insecta; Coleoptera; Chrysomelidae.
GAAAAAUUGUCAGUAGUUCUAGACUAAAAUUGCCCAAAUAACAAUGAAGUGGUUCACCUAUUUACUCCUAGUUGGUGUCUGCGCCAGCCAGGUGCUGUCAGCUCCUACCGAGGAAAAAAAAGAUUUCGCUACUGUUUUGUUGGAAAGAGCAGCUGCACGUGCCGAAGCAAUGGCCAAGAGAAUCGAAGAGAGCGGAGUCAUCGACAAAGCAUUAGCUGGUGCUCAAGCAGUUGGCAAGAAAAUUGAAGAAACUGGAGUUAUCGACAGAGCUCUAGCUGGAGCAGAUGCUCUUGCCAAAAGAGUUGAACAAACUGGAAUCAUGGACAAGGCCAAGCAAACAGCCGGACAACUUUACAAGCAAGUUGAAGACACUGGAAUCAUCGGAAAAGCUCAAGCUGAAGCCGGUAGGUUAUAUAAAUCAAUCGACGAUACCGGUGUUCUAAACCAGGCUAAAGAGCAAGCUAAUGCAUUAAUCAAUAGCCCACUUGCCGAAUCUAUGAGACAAAGAACUCACCAAGUUUUGGAGAAAGUAGGAGAGUCAAAAUUAGGUGAAGCUCUUGCUGCCAGGGCAGAGCCUUACAUGCAAGCUGUUGCCAAAUCUGGAUGUGCUCUAGCUAAAUCAGCAAACCAAGAUGGUCUGAAGUUACCUACCGAUUACCACUGCCAAGAAGAAAAUGCUUAAAUGGAGGCGACGACACUAAGGACCUUGCACUGUGGAACACAACCUUAUUAUAUUUCUAGUCACAAAGAAGUUAAUUUUGUAAACAGUGUUAUUUAGUAUUUAAAAUAAAAGUAAAAUAAUUACCA